ACAGGGCUUGACGGCUAUAUUGCAGGUCGUACGAAACUAUUUCGGGAUUAAAUUAAAUAUGGGACCAAGAGCUAAAUGUGUGUGCCUAAUUGACAAAUGUUGUUACAAAGAAGAAUGUAACCUGCCGAUCUAGUAAACGGGCCAAUCAGAGGCUAGAUCUCUGUUUCAUAAUGAUUUCCUUAAAGAAAUUUUCCUAACGCGGCUCAACCUUGAACCUUUUGACGAAUAAGCUCAAAAUGUGCAAGUUGAACUCAAUAUUAAUUCAUUAAUACAGCGCUGCUCAUCCUUCAUGGAAAUUGUUGCUGUUUUAGGAAUGUAAACUCGUAUAAAUUGAGAUGUAAUACGGGCAUUUGGAUGAACUUGUCUAUAAAUGUGACAAUACUCAAUGUGCAAUUUAAAAUGUCAAAACUCACAGAUUUAUUAUUUCUUGACAAGCUGUUUAUCAGCCUUGUGUACCUAUGCCUGAUGAGCGCCAAUACUGGAACUUCAGCCGUCUCCUCGGCGACUGGGAUCUCAUGGGCUGCCCUCUGGCAGCUGAUCGCAAACCCGGUCAACCAGAACCAAAUCAACCUCCGCUCCAGCUGCCCGUGGGCCUACGUAAAUGACGGAAGCGGCCACUACGCCAACCUCUAUGACGUCGCGAAAGUCUCCUGCAUAGAUCUUGACCGCAGCACGAAGUUUGGCGUACAGUACGUCACUUCCGGCGCGUGCCAUCCCAUCCGAGCUCACUGCCCCAAUCGAGAUUUCAUUAUAGGAUACACGUGUGUCCGCGCCCAGGAGGUCCCAGCCGACAAACGGUACGACAACGGUGAAUACUUUGGUAACGGCACUGCAGGUUUGGCUAAUUUGCAGCCAACACUACUGAACUCUUCUCAACUCUAUACUAUUCCUGCCAAAGAGAAAGAGGAUGGUAAAAAGAAUGAACCAGAAUUAAAAGACAAAAAAGGCAAAGGACUGCUUACGAAGAAACCAGAGUACGAUACUAGUGUGACACAUGUUUUGCAGACGCAAACGAACACUCCAGUCGCUCUGCACCAACAUUUAGCGCCGCCAUUCUUAGAAAAGAAUGCUCAGUUAGGUGCACCACCGUACCUGGUAGCCAGUGGAUACCAACCUGGUUUUCUGCAUAUGGGGCUCAAUCCGCAGCAAAACGUUCCCCCUCUUUACAUCCCUAACUCCGAGAAAGACUUUUCACAAAAUAACCGAGGUGUUCAUUUUCAAAGUAAUACAAGUCCAGUCGAGAAAGAAAACGGCGAAAACUCUGUGAAAACCAAAGAUAGAACAUCAAAACUUGGUGAGGUGAUUAUGAAAGAAAAUAUAUCUUCCUAUUAUGAAACAACGACUAAAAAGUGAUGUACAUGUACAAGGUAUUUGUAUUUUGUCUUGCACGUGAAUGAAAGCAACUUUAAAAAUACAAUGAAAUGGAUAUUGAGUGUAAGAGUUUGUAAUAUGACUUAAUAACCAUAACAAGUGUGAGACUGUGAUAACGUUGUUACACUUAAAUGGUCACUAUACUAUUAACUAAAAUACCCCGUUGUUAAGCGACCUGUUGCGUACAUAAUAAUAUUAUAUGUGAUGUGUUUGUGGGUUGUAUAUGCCGUGCUCAUCCAAUUUUAGAACAUGCAUGACAUGCGAGUACCUAUCAUGAUUAUCAAUGCGAAUGUGUAUUUAUUUAUUUAUUCUUUGUUUUGUUGAAAUUGUUUGAAAGUUACAGUUCAAUUUACAUGAUAAAAAUAGUAUGAA
Molecule: messenger RNA, 1743 nt
Organism: Dreissena polymorpha
Lineage: Eukaryota; Metazoa; Mollusca; Bivalvia; Myida; Dreissenidae
Exons: 2
Coding region: 355-1353 (332 amino acids)
Source: RefSeq, a predicted model, not a curated record